This is a messenger RNA of Dendrobium catenatum, 2868 nucleotides long. RefSeq names its product putative potassium transporter 8. Gene Ontology annotation, cellular component: plasma membrane. Bases 271 to 2622 code for a protein of 783 amino acids. Lineage: Eukaryota; Viridiplantae; Streptophyta; Magnoliopsida; Asparagales; Orchidaceae. The transcript is spliced from 9 exons. The record is from RefSeq and is a predicted model, not a curated record. Gene Ontology annotation, molecular function: potassium ion transmembrane transporter activity. Gene Ontology annotation, biological process: potassium ion transmembrane transport.
CAACAAUGACCGUGGCUUUUAAUACCCUCAUUUUUUAUGCUGCCACUGCAAUGUAGAAAUUUAAAGAUAAUAGUUGUCCUUAAGCUUUUUAACUGUGGAAUUAGGUUAGUAAAUGGUACAGUACUGGAAAAGUGAUUGUGAGGGUUCCUUUUGAGUCCUACCUAUUAGUUCAGAGAAAGAGGAAAUGCAGAUUUGCUUCGUAGUUUUUCAAGAGUUAUAUGGAAGAGUUGGAGAACAGAGCUUUAAGUUGACAGGUUUAGCUUUCUUCUAAUGAUGGAUCCUGAGAUAGGGAAGAGCUUCAAGUCUCCAAUUAAACAUUCAUGGAAAUCUACAUUGCUUUUAGCGUAUCAGAGCUUGGGUGUGGUUUAUGGAGAUUUGAGCAUUUCCCCUUUGUAUGUUUUCAAAAGCACAUUUGCAGAGGAUAUUACACACUCGGAGACUAAUGAAGAAAUUUUUGGAGUACUUUCAUUUGUAUUCUGGACUCUUACACUUGUACCUCUUCUCAAGUAUGUCUUCAUUGUACUUAGAGCUGAUGACAAUGGCGAAGGUGGCACUUUUGCUCUUUACUCUUCAAUAUGCAGGCACGCCAAUGUAUGCCUCCUGCCUAACAGACAAGUUGCAGAUGAAGAAGUUUCUACGUAUAAAUUGGAAGCCCCACCAGAAAAAAAUAAUGGAUCCUGGGUGAAGAUUUGGCUUGAAAAGCACAAGAAGUUGCAUACAGCUCUUCUUGUAGUUGUCAUGCUUGGUACAUGCAUGGUGAUUGGGGAUGGUGUUCUUACUCCGGCUAUAUCAGUUUUCUCAGCAGUUUCAGGGCUCGAGUUAUCCAUGUCCAAAGACCACCAUCAAUAUGCCGUGGUUCCCAUCACUUGCUUCAUUAUCAUUUGCUUGUUUGCCCUUCAGCACUUCGGCACUCAUCAGGUUGGGUUCCUUUUUGCUCCAGUUGUAUUGGCUUGGCUACUUUGUAUAAGUGCACUUGGCAUAUACAACAUUGUACAUUGGAAUCCACAUGUAUACCAAGCACUUUCUCCAUAUUAUAUGCUGAGAUUUUUGAAAAAGACUAAGAAGGGUGGUUGGAUGUCCUUAGGUGGAAUUCUACUGUGCAUUACAGGAUCAGAGGCAAUGUUUGCAGAUCUGGGUCACUUCUCAUAUGCUGCUAUUCAGAUCGCUUUCACAACUGUGGUUUAUCCAGCACUAAUAUUGGCAUAUAUGGGUCAAGCUGCAUAUCUGUCGAGACAUCAUAAAAUAUAUACAAGCUACCAGAUUGGCUUUUAUGCAUCAGUUCCAGAAAGUGUAAGGUGGGCUGUUCUUAUGAUAGCAAUAUUAGCAUCCGUGGUGGGAAGCCAAGCAAUCAUCAGUGGAACAUUCUCCAUCAUAAACCAAAGUCAGUCACUUGGUUGCUUCCCAAGGGUAAAGGUUGUUCACACUUCUGACAAGAUACAUGGCCAGAUCUAUAUACCAGAAAUCAACUGGAUGCUGAUGAUCCUUUGCGUCGCAGUAGCUGUUGGGUUCAGAAAUACCAAGCACAUGGGCAAUGCGUCAGGAUUAGCAGUGAUUACAGUGAUGCUGGUCACCACAUCCCUCACUUCUUUGGUUAUAAUCUUAUGCUGGCACAAGCCACCACUCCUUGCCCUUGCCUUUUUCCUCUUCUUUGGCUCCAUUGAGGCCCUCUACUUUUCUGCCUCCCUCAUCAAAUUCCUUGAGGGUGCUUGGCUUCCAGUCCUGCUAGCUUUCUUCCUCAUGACUAUCAUGUAUGUUUGGCAUUAUGCCACAAUAAAGAAGUAUGAGUAUGACCUCCACAACAAGGUCUCCUUAGACUGGCUUCUUGCCUUGGGUGACAAGCUUGGCAUUGUGCGGGUUCCCGGGAUUGGCCUUGUGUAUACCGGCCUCAUUUCCGGCAUACCAGCUAACUUCUCACGCUUUGUCACCAACCUUCCUGCAUUCCACCGCAUACUAGUCUUUGUCUGCAUCAAAUCCGUUCCCGUGCCAUAUGUUCCUCCUGCCGAGAGGUAUCUUGUUGGACGAGUCGGGCCACCGAGCCACCGUUCAUAUCGAUGCAUUGCCCGUUAUGGCUACCGAGACGUGCAUCAGGACAUAGACUCCUUCGAGUCAGAGCUCAUAGCCAGGUUGGCUGACUUCAUAAAGCUUGAUUCAUCCUAUGAUACCUGCGAAUCUAGUUGCUCAGUGGAGAGAGGUGAGCGUGGGCUUACUGUCAUUGGCAGCAGCAGUUCACUAAUGGGUCAUCCAAACUUUGAGAUUGAUGUAAGCAUGGCACCUUCAAGUGCUUCAGUGGAGUUCCCUGGGGAUGUUAAUUCAGCAGAAUUGGAGCCUGUAAGCAAUGAAAAGAGAGUGAGGUUCUUUAUGGAUGACUAUCAAGGCUCUGAUUUGGAGCUGGAGGAUAAAGUCAGGGAGGAACUUGAGGAGCUGUGCGAUGCUCAAGGCGCUGGGAUGGCAUUUAUACUGGGGCAUUCGCACGUAAGGGCGAAACCUGGCUCAUCGUUCUUGAGGAAGCUGGUUAUUGAUUUCGGCUAUAAUUUCCUGAGAAGGAACUGUCGUGGCCCAGAUGUGGUUCUUCGGGUGCCGCCGGCUUCAUUACUUGAGGUUGGCAUGGUUUAUGUUUUAUGAACAAUGUGCUUGCAUUCUGUGUAUGGAGAACAACUUAAUUUUAUGUAGCAAUGGGCUACUUCAGAUGGAUUUAUGCACUGUAUUAUGAUAUAUAUAUUUAUGAGAAUGUUGCUCACAAAUUUGAUUUGGGAUAUCAUUUAAUCUUUUUAUGGACUCCAUGUAAGAAAAAAUCAUUAGAUAUGGACUAUGUACUUGCUUCUGUGUAGAAUAUCAAAGUAUACAGCUGUGCACUCACUGCGUUUUUUA